This is a messenger RNA of Akanthomyces muscarius, 594 nucleotides long. RefSeq lists its product as uncharacterized. The record is from RefSeq and is a predicted model, not a curated record. Bases 1 to 594 code for a protein of 197 amino acids. The transcript has 2 exons. NCBI's taxonomy places the organism in Eukaryota, Fungi, Ascomycota, Sordariomycetes, Hypocreales, Cordycipitaceae.
AUGGACCCCAACCAACUACCUCAGGCCAGCGCAGGUCGCAAGAGGAAGGCCGAAGCGCAAAAGGAUAAUGAGCGCCUGUCCAAGAGACUGAGUCUUUUAAACAUAGAGCACGAUGGCACCAAGCUAUACGUACCCGUCGAGAGCCCGUUGCCCUCGCCUAACCCCCGGACGACCGACGGCGCCGCCGCCGACGAUACCAUGCACAUCGACGACAGCAAACAUAAAGUAUACAUUUACAACAUAGACGAGGAGCUCGCCGAAGACAGCGAGCCCGACGAGGCCAAGCUCGUCUUCCUCCCGGACAUCGAAAAGCGCCUGAGAGAAACGCGAAUACCGCCUCAGAUCCUAGCCAACAGCGAAGGCGAGCUGGCGGGCAUGCAGCUCGUGCUGUACAGCGACCCCAAGUCGCUGUCGGUGCCCGAGGCCAAGGAUGGCGUGCGCAAGGCCAUCAUCGAGACCCGGCGCCGGAUCCGUGCGCGCCAAGCCGGAGCCGAAGACGACGAGGUAGAUGGCAUCUCCGACCCAAUCGGCACAACUACAACGGAAACGAUGGGACAAAAUGCACACGAUGAUGUAGAGAUGAAUAUCGACUAG